Molecule: messenger RNA, 3781 nt
Organism: Phycodurus eques (leafy seadragon)
Lineage: Eukaryota; Metazoa; Chordata; Actinopteri; Syngnathiformes; Syngnathidae
Gene: htr1d
Product: 5-hydroxytryptamine (serotonin) receptor 1D, G protein-coupled
Exons: 2
Coding region: 811-1962 (383 amino acids)
Biological process (GO): adenylate cyclase-activating adrenergic receptor signaling pathway; smooth muscle contraction; regulation of behavior
Cellular component (GO): plasma membrane
Molecular function (GO): G protein-coupled serotonin receptor activity
Source: RefSeq, a predicted model, not a curated record
GUUGUCCGGGAACUUGUUUUUGGUCAAGUUUACGCAUGCGGGAGCGACGAGCUGGGCCGCGACGUCAAUCUCCACGCCGUGAGAUGCAAUGUGGAACACCACGCGUGAUGGCAAGGCGAACAGGGCGCCGCUCGCACUGCUCCGUUGGUGCGUUUGCUCGGAACGUGCGUGCGUAAAAAAAGGACUUUUCUGCUUCCAGGGGAUUUCCUGAUUGGUUGAUUUGGCGGCUGUAGCAAUCAGGAAGGCAGAAACUAUCUCCCAAAACAUGAAGAAGACUAAGGACCAAGAAUUAUGGAACAAGUCUUGACUGGAUCAUGUAACUGGUGACUGGCUUCACGCAGACUCCCCUGGAGAUAGCAGCCUGACAACAAGCCGAUCUGUGUGUCUGUCGUCAUCAUCUUACCGCACGCAGCACGGCGCCUCGCCUUAUUGAAACGGAGGACCCCAUUAAAGCGGUUGAUAGAUACGAAGGUUCGUUGUCGAGGUGGUGUUGUCUGCCGGCUGCAGCUUGGAGAUGAGAUAAGAAGAGUGGCAAGAAGAGGAACAAAAGUGGCCAUCUGACAGAAACUGAAUACAAAUGAGGAUCCAUCGCUCCUGCUGCGACGCAAGCGGGGCCGAAUCGAUAUUAGAAAACUGAAAUGGACAAAUAAGUCAGCUUUGAUUACAGGACCAUUAGCUAGGAACCCAAAAUGAUGGGAUUAGAUGUUAGCUUUGAGUUGAUAUGAAAAACAAGGCAGGGGGAUUGAACCCUGCACUCUUGGGUGUGUGUGCAAUGAGGCUCCUAUAACGCUAUAGAGGAUCAUAAGCAAGAUGGAGGUGUACAACAGCUCCCUGGAGUACUUCACCAGCAACGUCACCGAGAUUCCCGGUCCGACCACUGUAACCCGCUACUGGAGCGAGGCCUCGGUUUUGGGCUUCCAGAUCUCCCUGUCCGUGCUCCUGGGUGUGGUGACCUUCGCCACGGUGCUCUCCAACGCCUUCGUCAUCGCCACCAUCUUCUUGACCAGGAAGCUGCACACCCCCGCCAACUUCCUGAUUGGCUCGCUGGCCGUCACCGACCUCCUGGUGUCCAUCCUGGUGAUGCCAAUCAGCAUAGUGUACACGGUCAGCAAGACCUGGUCGCUGGGGCAAAUCGUGUGCGACAUCUGGCUGUCGUCUGACAUCACCUUCUGCACGGCGUCCAUCCUCCACCUGUGUGUCAUCGCCCUGGACCGCUACUGGGCAAUCACGGAUGCGCUGGAGUACUCCAAACGCCGCACCAUGCGCCGAGCCGGGAUCAUGGUCGGAGUAGUGUGGGUGAUCGCCAUAUCGAUUUCCAUGCCUCCGCUCUUCUGGCGGCAGGCCAAAGCCCACGAGGAGCUUACGGAGUGCUUGGUGAAUACAGAUCAGAUCUCGUACACGCUCUACUCCACCUUCGGGGCGUUCUAUGUUCCCACAGUGCUUCUCGUCAUCCUUUAUGGACGGAUUUACAUCGCGGCGCGCUCCCGCAUCUUUAAGAUGCCGACGUCAUCCGGGAAGCGCUUCACGACGGCACAGCUCAUCCAGACCUCGGCGGGCUCGUCCCUGUGUUCUCUUAAUUCCUCGUCCAACCAGGAAGGGCACCUCCAGGAAGGGCAUGUCCACUCGGGAACAGGGAGCUCGCCUCUCUUCACGAACAGCGUGAAGGUGAAGCUGGCCGACAACGUACUGGAAAGGAAGAGACUGUGCGCGGCGCGUGAGAGGAAAGCGACCAAGACGCUGGGCAUUAUCCUGGGUGCUUUCAUCGUUUGCUGGUUGCCCUUCUUCGUGGGCACGCUGGUUACGGCCAUUUGCAAAGAGUGCUGGUUUCACCCGGUGCUCUUUGAUGUCUUCACCUGGCUGGGAUACCUCAACUCGCUCAUCAACCCAGUGAUCUACACUGUGUUCAAUGACGAGUUCAAGCAGGCCUUCCAGAAACUCAUGAAGUUCAGACGCUUCUCUUGAAGAUGAAAAAAGCUCUCGGAAAAUAGUAUAAUUAAGUAUAAUUAAUGUAAUGUAAAUUUUUCAUCUCAUAAACAUAUGAACAUAUGGUAGAUGUAUUUAUUUUUUACAUGCAGUUGCUCAGUACCACGCUUUGCCAGAUAACAGAAAAGACUUGCAUGCGGAAAAGUAAGAACUAUAGCACUCAUGUAGAAAACAUGAGGAAGAACGACAAGUCAUUCAGCAGGGAUGUGCGCUCACUGGCCACAACAUUAGGUACACCUGGUCAAACACCCAUCCCCACUCGCAUCAGCAGUUAUCCUGCAAUCAGCAGUUAUCCUGCAAUCCGGUAACUUGCUUCUGCAUUCGGCAAAACAGGUCGAAGCACUUCCUCCUCCCCCAGGUGAAUGGGACAGUGACGAAGAACCUGUAGAAACUUUAAACGUCUGCAGUGCAUGUCACAACAAAGCCAACAACAUUUUAAAUGUCCCAUUUAGGCUUCAUUUGUGUUUACAUAUAUCAUACUUGUAUAACUAAAUGAUAUACCGUAAUUUCUCGUAUAUAAUGCACACCCAUGUAUAAUACGCACCCCCAAAGUUGACCUCAAAAUUCUGGAAAACCUUUUUACCUAGGUAUAAUGCAUUUUUUUCAAUGCAUGAUUUUGCUUCUACCCAUAUUAUCAAAACAUGAAGUAUUAUCUGUAUUUUGUUAGUUUUUUUUCCAAAGAAUUAUUCUGAAGUUAAGCACUUUAUUUGAAUACGUAAUCCUUUUAAUAAAAAUUAGCUUAUUCUUAUUUUGAAAUUCAAAGCCCUACUUUUAUUUAGUAAAUUAGAAAACACACAGUUGUGCUCAUAUGUUUGAUUACCCAGGUAGAAUUUGUAAGAUGGGUUAAAUUCUUUAAAGAAAAUAUGAAGGACUUUUUAUUUCAAUGGGAUUCAAAUUAAACGGUCAAGCAUUUCAGAAAAGCAUUAUCACUAAACAAAACAUAACCAUAAAGAAAGUAAUGAUGGUUGUUGUUCAGUCAUCAGUCAUAUUUAUAUAAAAAAAAAAAAACUUCACAAAUUCUGCUAGGGUAUGUAAACUUAUGAGCACAACUGUGCAUAUAUGCAGUCAUAUGUACCUCUGUUAUAUUGUAAUGAAAGUGUAGGCUACACGGUUUUUUAUAACCACAAGGUGGCGGUGGCAUUUUGGAAUGAAAGUGUAGAGCUUUUUCAUAACCACUAGAUGGUAGCAUACAUUUAUGUGAAAGUUUUUUCCAUUUGCCCCUAUACCCAUGUAUAAUGCGCACUAUUGACUUUUGACAAUUUUUCUUGUGGGAAUGCGGAUUAUACACGAGAAAUUACGGUACAUGUAUUUUAACUUUUGUCCAAAGUCACCAGCCAUAAAGAAAACAUUUUAGCAAGUUGGGCUUCAAACUAUCAUGUCAUCAACCCAUAGUCAUGGUCUUUAGCGCAUCAUACAGACAAAGUCCACAAACAUGUUUCUGGAUUUGGUCACAUGACUUUCUGCGGCUAGCGGAUGGUGAGUGACUUAUUUAUUUGGCCUAUUUUUACUACUGAAGUGUACAGUUAGCUAGCUAACUAUGCUGAUGAGUGUGAUUGUAGUUUUCAAUGGUGUGCAAAUGCACUGCGUCAUACUUUCUGAGAGAUUUUUCUAAUAUUUUGGUUACUUUAUUCCAAUAGCAAACAAUAUAAAAUUUUUAAGCAAUGCAUCUCACAAACAAGUGUACCUAAUGAAGUGGCCGGUGAGCAGAGCUCUAGACUGGAUGCAAUCCAGCUUUGGAAAGCCAUCAAGUGUACUGUAUGUUGCUGCUCCGUUAUGUUUUCUCUGGUACAGUAAAGUA